UUUUAAUUUUUUGUAAUGAAGUUGCGUAAUUUCUUAAAGACGGAAAAGCAACGAUGAACAUUUGUAUAGUUAACUAACUACUACACUUGAUCUUUGUAGUUACUAGCGUCAAAGACAUAUUUUGAUAUGGCUGGUCUUAGAAAAUUGGUCCCUUUGUUUGAUAGAGUUAUUGUUCAAAGAGUUGUAGCUGAAACUAAAUCGACUGGUGGAAUUCUGUUACCAGAAAAAAGUGUUGGCAAAGUUAAUGAAGCUACAGUAGUUUCAGUGGGGCCUGGAGGAAGAGACCAGUCCGGAAAAAUUGUUCCCGUUUCUGUAAAACCAGGCGACAGUGUUCUUUUACCUGAAUAUGGAGGUACAAAAAUUGAACUAGGGGAUAAGGAAUAUGUUAUCUUUCGUGACUCGGAGCUCCUUGGGAAAUUUGAAAAUUAAAAUUAUACAAAUAUUCUUUGUAAAAAAAAAAAAAAUGUAAAGAAGAUUUUACGCCUCAUUUUAUGCAAUCCAGGUUGAUCUCAAGAAUUGUGUAGAAAAACGUCUAAAAAUGUAACUAUGGUGUACGAAACAAAGCCAAUUUAUUAUUCAAUUUUAAUUUUUUUUUAUUGUAAAUAAACUAGUUCUCAUUCUUCCACCUAUCCAGAAUAGUUUGACAAUUAGUGUGUGUUGGCAUAACGUUUCAGCGAUCUUGGGUUGACGUUGUGUGCACUAUUUAUACUAAAAUACAUUCUUUGUGUAUAAAAUUACGGAAGAAAAUAAAUUUAAUCUUUAGUA
Hydra vulgaris (swiftwater hydra) is the source of this 765-nucleotide messenger RNA. RefSeq names its product 10 kDa heat shock protein, mitochondrial. The record is from RefSeq and is a predicted model, not a curated record. NCBI's taxonomy places the organism in Eukaryota, Metazoa, Cnidaria, Hydrozoa, Anthoathecata, Hydridae. Gene Ontology annotation, cellular component: mitochondrial matrix. Gene Ontology annotation, molecular function: metal ion binding; protein folding chaperone; protein-folding chaperone binding.